This is a messenger RNA of Erythranthe guttata (spotted monkey flower), 2959 nucleotides long. RefSeq lists its product as uncharacterized. The record is from RefSeq and is a predicted model, not a curated record. Lineage: Eukaryota; Viridiplantae; Streptophyta; Magnoliopsida; Lamiales; Phrymaceae.
AAUUUACAAAAAAGCCACCAGCAUCUUCUUGAAUUGAUUCUUCUUCACAAGGAAAGGAAACUAGCCGUUACAGCAUCUUCUCUUCAAAUCAAAAAAAUUCACAAUCUUCAUCAAAUCAUUUCAGAGAUCCCUUCUUCUCCAAUUCCCCCAUUGAUUGCAAAUCAAACACAUUUAAACUCUUUCUCUCUCCUCUCUCUCUCUCUCUACAAUGGCGGCUCAUCCAAACAGAUCCCCCUCUCCACUUUCCUCCAGACCCAGUAACCCUACUAACCCUAAUAACCCUAAUCCAAGAAAUUCAGAAAACAAUCCAUCAAUCCGUAGAAGUUUCAGUGGGAACACUUCUGCCAAACCCUCCCUUCUCACUAAUCAAAGAAGAUUCGACCCCGUCACUCCUGCCAAUAGCCCAUCAGAUUUUGCGAGACGGAGAUCGGCGGGUAGUAAAGAAGGGAAAAGUUGCGAAGAAAAGGAGAACGACGAAAAAGAUCACAAUUUGAUGAAACCCUCGAGACUCCAAUCUCCUGCGAAGGGCUCCAAGAACUUCAUGUCUCCGACAAUUUCCGCCGCCUCAAAGUUCACUCCUUCACCGAGAAAGAAAGUACUUGUGGAAAGAAGCGACCCCCUUCGAACCUCAAUCUCCUUAUCCGAUGGAAAAGCCAUGUUCUUCUCCACCACAUCUCCAAACGUCUCCUCAGAUUUCGAGUCGAAAUCCGAAAGUGAUCAUCCGAUUUCCAAGCCUCCAAAAAGAGUGACCUUUUCAGAUGUCCCUUCAGAAUCAUUAGUUCCUGAUAAUGAUUCUGAUGAAAGCUCGAAAUUCGAAACGGGUUUAAAGAAUCUUUCGUCCGCUUCUCCUUCAAUAGCCCCUCUUGAUGCCGAUCCGUCUUUACCGCCUUACGAUCCGAAAACCAACUACUUGUCUCCAAGGCCUCAGUUUCUUCAUUACAGACCUAAUCCAAGAAUCGGAAUUCUCUUGAACAAAGAAAAGGGUCUCGAUGGAGACGAUUUCAACCCGCUUCUAGAAGAUAGCUUUAUGGCGAAUAUUAUGUCCGAAAACUUUUCGGACUCUGAGUGUACAGAGGAAUCUCAGACUGAUUCUGCAGACAUGGUGAUAGGUCUAGACGAAACCGAAGAAAAUUCCCCUGUUCCGGAACCUUCCGAAUCACCACCGGUGACCAUUAGUACAACCCCCAAUGAGAAUCUUGUUCAGAAACCGGAAAAGAAGCCACGGGUGGUCACCCUCUCUAGAUUCGUGUGUUUCUCUGUUGUUACAAUGUUGUUAGUAGCUUGUGUGUCGAUCUCUGUCACACCUUCUUCUUCGCUCGAUAAGUUUGCGAUUAAAGACUUGAGCUUGUCUGAUAUGAGUGGCAACUUGUAUCAACAAUCUAGAGUUGCUGCUUAUUCCGCCAGAGUGAGCCUUGAUCGGCUAGCGACGCGUGUUAAUGAGUUCUCGGUGAAUUCUUUGUCUUUCGUGUCUAGUCUUUAUAAUGAGCUCGGCGAAGGAGAGAAACUAGGCACACUACAGUUUAUGAACCUCUCUGAUCUGCAAAAGAAUGUUUGGAAUGAGGCGAAUUUUCUGAGCAACGAAAUCCAAGAGGAACUAGUGGAGGAAGAAGAAGAAGAAGAAGAAUCGGAGGAGUCGGAUUCUGAAAUGGAUGUAUACGAAGAAGCUGGUUUUGAUGCGAACUUGGAGGAGGAAUUCGACACACUAGAGUCUGAAUAUUUGGAACAUAUUCAGAUUGAAGGAGAGGCUAUCGCUACUGUCUCUACUACCAACAUCUCUGCUAAUCAUCAAUUAACUGUUAUUUCGCAGAAUCAAGAAAUCGAACUUGAUGUUGCUGCGAAAAUAUCUGCAGAUCAUGAAUUAGCUGAUAUUUCGCAGAAUCAAGAAAUUGAACUUGAUGUUGUUGCGAAAAUAUCUGUAGAUCAUGAAUUAGCUGAUAUUUCGCAGAAUCAAGAAAUCGAACUUGAUGUUGCUGCAGAAAUAUCUGCAGAUCAUGAAUCAGCUGAUAUUUCGCAGAAUCAAGUAAUCGAACUUGAUUUUGCGAAAAACUCUGCAGAUCAUGAAUUAGCUGAUAUUUCGCAGAAUCAAGAAAUCGAACUUGAUGUUGUUGAGCAAAACUCUGCAGAUCAUCAGUUAGCUGAUAUUACUCAGCUGGAUCAAGAAAGUGAAGUUGCGGUUGAAGUUGCUUCUUCGGUGGAACACGAGAGCCAGUCGGAAAUUUCUUCGUCACCUUAUGAAAAGAAGUUUCUUAAAAACUAUAUCAUGGAAAUUUCUUAUCUCUUUGCAGCAGCUGUAUUGGCACUGACUACACUUACAACCGUGGUGUACAAAAAAUACGAGAGAAUUUCCAGUCCCGUCAAUGUUGUGCCGAGCGAGGAGCAUAACAAUAAUAAAAGCCACCACCAAGAAAAGGCGUUUUCGCAGAAUUGGCAAACGGAGGCAGAUGAGAUUGGCGACGAAUCAUCUUGCCCCUCGGAAAUGAGCAGCUUUCAAAAAACUGAAUCUUUUUAUAAUAGCAGCAAGAAAGAACGCAAAGUCGGAGGAGCGAGUGAAGUGCAAAGCUUGGAGAAGAACAAGGCAAGAAAGUAUUCUUCAAAACGGGAGUCGUUGGCUUCUUCUGGAUCGGAGUUUUCACCUUCUUACGGGAGCUUCACCACUUUCGAAAGAAUCCCUAUUAAGCUUGCUGGCGGAGAUGAAGAAGAGAUUGUAACUCCGGUGAGACGGUCGAGCAGGAUCAGAAAUCAUUACGUCACAUCUCCAUGACCAAUUUGAAUUUUUCGAUGUUAGUUUAGUCGUAGGGGCUUAGCUUAAGCACAUCUCUGAUGUGGGAAAAACUAGAAGUUUGUUGCCUAGUUUCUGACUUAGUUUUUUUUUUUUUUUUUUUUUUUUUUUUUUUUUUUUUUUUGUAUCCGUUUGAAACGAUGAUGUCUUUUUCGAUUCUAUUGUUUCGACAUUCGUAUU